AUGACAUCUUCACUUAUACGAGGAAAACAUCUGUUGAGUCCUGCCUCUGGUGGCGGGACGACUGUCCUCUCUGACGGGGCGGUUUACCAGGAGGAUGGGAUCAUUGUAGCGGUUGGCUCCUACCAGUCCUUGCGUGCCAGGUAUCAGGCAGAUGAAGAGCUGGGCGGGCUGGAAUGCGCAAUAAUUCCCGGUCUCGUCAAUUCCCACCAUCACGGACGCGGGGUGACUACCCUCCAGAUGGGCACCUGCGACGACGCCUUAGAACUCUGGAUUCUGGACGGAUGGGGCAGGCGACCCUACGACCACUACCUUAUGACCCUCUACACCGCGCUGAACAUGCUGGAGUCCGGCACCACCACGGUAAUGUACAACCAUCCGCAGACUGCCACUGCAACCCUCCGCGAGGACGCGGACGCAGUCUUGCGGGGGUUUCUUGAUGCCGGUAUGCGGGUGGCCUUUUCCAGCUAUUUCCGGAACCAGAACCGGGUAGUUUAUGCCGCGGACGGCGAUUUCCUGUCAGGCUUGCCGUCAGACCUGGCAGACAGAGUAUAUCGGCACCUGGCCGCCACCGACAUGACAGACGAUGAAUAUUUCGCUUUUUUCAGGGAAAUGUAUGAUCGUUACAAUGAGGACUCUACCGGAAAAGUGAAGGUCUUGCUGAGCCCCAGCAACGUGCAGUGGAACACGGACGAGUUUCUGCAGCGUACCAGGGAGACAGCGGUCCAGUAUGGUACGCCAAUUCAUAUGCACCUGGUGGAGAGCAGCUACCAGAAGGCGUACGGCAUCCGUACCUGGGGCAAAACGCCGGUAGAACACCUGCAGGACCUGGAGUUCCUGGGGCCGGAGCUAUCGUGCGCCCAUGCAGUAUGGCUGAGCGAACGAGACAUAGACCUGUUGGCAGGCGCCGGAGCAACGGUGUGUCAUAACGCCAGCUCAAACCUGCGACUGAAAAACGGGAUAGCGCCGGUAAAUCCCAUGCUGGCCCGCGGACUUAACGUGGCUAUGGGCACCGACAGUACAGCAAUAAACGACGACGACGAUCUGUUGCAGGAAAUGCGGUUGGUUAGCAAGCUGCACCGGCAGCCGGGCAUCGGAGCUCCGGCAAUCGCAGCAGAGCAGGUGCUGGCCAUGGCUACGGCAAACGCGGCGGCGCCCACUGGGUUUGCCGGUGAGAUAGGGGUGCUGGAGCCAGGACGUAAAGCGGACAUGUUGCUGAUUCGGUUGUCGGAUAUGGAAGCCCCUUACCUGGACCAGGAUUUGCCACCUUUGGAGGCAGUGCUGGGACGAGCCCGAGCCCAGGACAUUGACACGGUAAUAGUAAAUGGCGAAGCGCUGCUGAAGAACGGAAACCAUCAGCGAGUAAACAAGGACGACAUAAAGAGGGAGCUGCGGGAUCAGUUAGCUCGUCCGUUGGAACCACAAACGCUGGAGACGCGGAGGAUGGCAGCAAGGCUAAGGCCCUAUGCGGAGGAAUUCUACCGAAGCUGGGAAGCCGAGGGUGGGGCGCCUCCCGCGGGCGCACCCCACUACGUUUACAACAGCCGGACGUGA
Geodia barretti is the source of this 1551-nucleotide messenger RNA. The record is from the annotation of a GenBank genome assembly. Lineage: Eukaryota; Metazoa; Porifera; Demospongiae; Tetractinellida; Geodiidae.